Messenger RNA from Perca fluviatilis (European perch), 3864 nucleotides. It is a transcript of the gene lig3, whose product is annotated as ligase III, DNA, ATP-dependent. The transcript has 21 exons. The record is from RefSeq and is a predicted model, not a curated record. Lineage: Eukaryota; Metazoa; Chordata; Actinopteri; Perciformes; Percidae. Bases 232 to 3252 code for a protein of 1006 amino acids. Gene Ontology annotation, cellular component: DNA ligase III-XRCC1 complex. Gene Ontology annotation, biological process: mitochondrial DNA repair; double-strand break repair via alternative nonhomologous end joining; DNA recombination. Gene Ontology annotation, molecular function: DNA ligase (ATP) activity; ATP binding; zinc ion binding.
GCGUAGUGCAUAAUGACUGCACACUUAUACAUAUCUAUGUUGCGCUCUCGGGUUAUAUACAUUUUAUUUUGCAGAAGCAAGCCGGAAGUGUGUCGUAUCUUUAAAGUGUAACGGAAGGUUACUUGACACUUGUGAGCUGUUGGCUAACAACAAUGAGGAGGGCUAGCAAUUUAAACCGUUCUAUCAAGUUUUGCUAAGCUUCUACAAGGUUGUAACCUGCCCACUAACUGGAUGCAAAGACCGCUUAUUUUGUUAGCUCACAACACCGUCUGUGUUGGCUUACAGCAUCUUGGAACACUUGUCAGUUAUCAGCAACUUUGGAAAGUGUGUAGAGCCUUUUCUGUCUCUUCAUGCUUUAAGCAUCUACCCCCAACUGUUCAUGCUGUACAAUUUUCCCAUCAAAUCCAUCAUUUCUCCUUGGUAUCCAAACUCAUCCAUAACGAUCCUCCCCAGCUUUCCCUACAUCAGUAUUUCUCCAACCAGCCAGAUAUGGCAGAACAGAGGUUCAUUGUUGAAUACGCCAAACGCGGUACUGCAGGAUGUAAGAAAUGCAAGGACAAAAUCCAAAAGGGCAUAGUGCGCAUAGGGAAGAUUGUACCAAACCCUUUCAGCGAGUCUGCAGGGGAGAUGAAAGAGUGGUAUCAUGCAAAGUGCAUAUUUGAGAAGCUGGAAAGGGCGAGAGCCACUACGAAGAAGAUUGAGGACAUCACAGAUCUGGAGGGCUGGGAAGAGCUGCAGGACGAAGACAGGGAGCUCAUUAAUAAACAUGUUUCAGACCUGAUGGCCAAAGUCGGUGCAAGUCCAAAGAAGAAGGUGCAGGCAAAGAUGAACACCUCUGGCCAGCUAAUGUCUCCUCCUGCUGACCCAUCUGUCAACGCUCCGCGCAAGUUCUCAGGCUUUACUGCUGCGAAAGCUGGCAGCUCCAGCAGCCCAGGACCAUCCUCUUCCCCUUCCAAUGUCAGCCAAGUCAGCGCCCUGUCCACCCAGCUAUGUGACCGCCAGCACAAGGACUGCCUCUUUAGAGAGUUUCGCAAGCUCUGUGCCAUGGUGGCAGAACACAACAGCUACAAUGUCAAGACACAGAUUAUUGAAAAGUUCCUCAAGAAGGGCUCAGGUGGAGAUAAGUUCCAUGGAGAUCUUUAUCUGACGGUGAAGCUGCUCCUGCCAGGUGUGGUAAAAAGUGUCUACAACCUAAAUGACAAGCAGAUCGUAAAACUCUUCAGCCGCAUAUUCAAGUGCAACCAGGAUGACAUGGUGCGCGAUCUGGAGCAGGGCGAUGUGUCUGAGACAGUGAGGAUGUUCUUCGAGGAGAGUAAAUCAUUUCCCGCGGCUACCAAGAGCCUCCUGACCAUUCAGGAAGUGGACGCCUCACUGACCCGCCUUGCCCAACUGACCAAGGAGGAUGAGCAGCAGACUGAGCUGGAGGAAAUUGCCAAAAAAUGUACCGGUAACGACCUAAAAUGCAUCAUUCGGCUUAUUAAACAUGACUUGAAGAUGAACUCCGGAGCAAAACAUGUCUUAGAUGCAGUGGAUCCAAAUGCUUACGAUGCCUUCAAGGCCUCGCGUAAUCUGGGUGACGUGAUUGAACGGGUGUUGAGGAAUCAGCAGGACGCGUCUAAUGGCUCAGGACCCAGGAAACUCCUCACUGUGGAGGCCACGCUCAUGACCCCCGUUCAGCCCAUGUUGGCGGAGGCAUGUAAAUCCGUUGAGUACGCCAUGAAGAAAUGCCCCAACGGGAUGUACUCUGAGAUCAAGUAUGAUGGGGAACGUGUGCAAGUCCAUAAGAACGGAGACCACUUCAGCUACUUCAGCCGCAGCCUCAAGCCAGUGUUACCACACAAAGUGGCCCAUUUCAAGAACUACAUCCCCCAGGCUUUCCCCGGAGGCCACAGUAUGAUAUUGGAUGCUGAAGUCCUUCUAAUUGACACAAAGACAAGUAAACCCCUGCCCUUUGGGACUUUGGGUGUACACAAGAAAGCAGCGUUUCAAGAUGCCAACGUGUGCCUUUUUGUUUUCGACUGCAUCUACUUCAACGGUGUGAGUCUCAUGGAGAGGCCUCUGUGUGAACGCAGAAAGUUCCUGCAUGACAACAUGGUUGAAGUCACCAACAGGAUCCUGUUCUCAGAGAUGAAGCACGUCACUAGGGCAGGAGAUCUGGCUGAAAUGAUAACUCGUGUCAUCAGAGAGGGACUUGAAGGCCUGGUGCUCAAAGACUUGAAGGGCUCCUAUGAACCAGGAAAGCGCCAUUGGCUGAAGGUGAAGAAGGACUAUUUGAACGAAGGGGCGAUGGCAGACACAGCUGACCUAGUGGUGCUGGGGGCCUUCUAUGGAAAAGGCUCAAACGGGGGCAUCAUGUCUAGUUUUCUAAUGGGCUGUUAUGACCCACAUUCCAAGAAAUGGUGCACAGUCACCAAGUGCUCCGGAGGCUACGAUGACGCCACCUUGGCCCGGCUCCAGAAAGAGCUGGAUGUGAUCAAAAUCAGCAAGGACCCGAGCAAAAUCCCAGGUUGGCUGAAAAUCAUCAAGAACUAUUAUCCGGACUUCAUUAUUCGUGAUCCUCAGCAAGCACCUGUCUGGGAGAUCACAGGCGCAGAGUUUUCCAAAUCCGAAAUGCACACCGCUGAUGGCAUCUCUAUCCGCUUUCCCCGCAUGACACGCAUUCGUGAUGACAAGGACUGGAAGACUGCUACCAACUUGCACCAGCUUAAAGAGCUCUACCGCAUAUCAAAGGAGAACUGUGACUUUAAAGUGACAGCUGGACCAUCUACAUCCAACGAUGACAAGGGCUCCUCAGGAGGGGACAGCGGACGAAGCUCCCCGUCGUCUUCGUCCCACGGAAGUGCUCCACCCAAGAAGACCAACAGCACACCCAAACCAAAGGUGGUGAAGUCCCAGCCUCGCACUCCUGGCUCAGAAGCAUCCAGUGCCAAGAAGGUGAAGAAGAGUGAAAGUGUUCACAGCAAUGGACAAAGCAAAACAAAGCCAGCCUCUCAACUACUAGAGCCAAGGAAUGACAAGACGCUGCUGGACAUCUUCAGUGGGGUGAAGCUUUUCCUGCCCGUUUCAGUGCAGGACUUUGACAAACUGAGGCGGUACUUUGUGGCGUAUGACGGAGACCUCGUACAGGACUACGACGCCGCCUCAGCCACACAUACGCUGGCUGAACCUGAAGACGACAGCAAGGCCCAGAGAGUGUCACCAAGCUGGAUCUGGGAAUGUAUCCGCAAGAGGCGGGUCGUACCUCCCUGUUAAUAAUAAAAACAAAAGAAAACACAUUUUAUACACUGUUAACUUUUCCCUGACCUAUGGAUAUCUGUGUAACUUAACUCUACAUCCAUGUUAAACCAUAUGAACAUGGCUUUAUGGUUUGGACACAAAGGCCAGAUGUCACAAUAAGUUUGAACAGGUUUGGGGGGGGAAUUACUGUGACACUAAUCACUGUCCUCAGGUCAUUUUAACUUAUUCUUUCCAAGCCCUUUUUGUUUUGUACAUGACAAAACAGAGGACACAAAUGGUAUACAUUAGUUUUGACAAUUUUCUGGUAAUAGGAAGAUCUUGAAUACUAGGGAUAGACGUAGCCAACUUACUGAUGACAUUUUUGAUGAAAUGGUUUGUUUGAGCAAAUGGAAAUGUAUAGUUUUUGUAAGAUUCAAUACAUUAAUACUGUAAAUCACGAAAUGCGUUUUACAAGCUAUGUAACAACUCUUGACAUUGAAAUGAAUAUGCAGCAGGAUUAAAAGCAGGGGUUUUAUUUGCAUCAUGCAUACAUUUUUCUGCCUGAAUGGAACAUUGUGCAAGGUAUUAAACCCUAGCUCAUGAACUUAAUUUGUCUCCUGUUAGGAAUAAACAAAAUGCUGAUAAAAA